Messenger RNA from Planococcus citri (citrus mealybug), 1742 nucleotides. Its product is annotated as prolyl 4-hydroxylase subunit alpha-2-like. Gene Ontology annotation, biological process: peptidyl-proline hydroxylation to 4-hydroxy-L-proline. NCBI's taxonomy places the organism in Eukaryota, Metazoa, Arthropoda, Insecta, Hemiptera, Pseudococcidae. Gene Ontology annotation, molecular function: L-ascorbic acid binding; protein binding; procollagen-proline 4-dioxygenase activity. Bases 107 to 1651 code for a protein of 514 amino acids. The record is from RefSeq and is a predicted model, not a curated record. Gene Ontology annotation, cellular component: endoplasmic reticulum. The transcript has 10 exons.
UUCCGCGACACGUUAUCAGUAAAUUUUCAAUUCGAAAAUUUUUCUUUUCAAAUGCAUGAAUAUUAGAUACUAAAGUCUAAAAGUGUAGAAAAGUUGGAAACUCGAUAUGUCUUGGUUACAACAAUUAUUCUGGUGUGUUACCUUGACUAUCAUUUGGUUCAUCUGCAAGUCGGAAACUUCCCUACCUAAUGUCAUCAACGUCGAUCAUUUUUUAGAAAUAGAAUCGGCGAUGAUAUCGAAAGUAAAAAACUAUCUUUCACAAGAACGCGAACGUUUGAAAUUGUUGAAAGUAUAUUUGAAAGUAUGGAAAAAAUGGCGAAAAAUAUACACCAAUGAAGGAAGCGACUACCUCGCAGUACCUCAAAAUAUAUUCCACUUAUUUAAAAGGCUUACCAUGGAUUUGGGUCAGUUUGAAGACACCAUGAAGAAAAACAGCUUCAACGAUACCAUGAUGCCCGAUGACAUCAAACCUCCAACCGAUGGGCAUCUCAAAAAAGUAGUUCUAUCGUUAAUUGAUCUCCAAUACUUAUACGACUUGAAACCUAACGAAAUUAUGAACGGCACAUUGAUGGGUGAUCAGUUCAAUACCUCGUUAUCUUUGGAUUCGUGCUACUUCAUAGGAAAAACAUGUCUGGAAUUCAAUGAACAUUCAGGCGCUGUAGACUGGUUAAACACGUGCCAUCUUUUAUCAGCCAAUGACGAUGAACGUCGUAAACAAGUCUACAAUUUGUUGUAUCCCUCGUACAUAUUCUUGAAAAAUAAAGAUAAAGCAUACAGUUACGCCUCCAACUACUUAAACGAGGAACCUUACGAUAUACCUGCUCGAGACGCAAUAUUGGACAUAGGUUUCCAAUUGGAAAAGCUCAACAAUUACGACAAAGGUCAUAUGGAAACUUAUCGUCUCUGUCGAGGAGAAUUCAAGGCUGAAUCAGAAGCAACUCAAUCCACACUCAAAUGCAGAUACAAACACGAUGGCUCAGCGUUCCUGAAAAUAGCUCCACUCAAAGAAGAAGAACUACACGACGACCCAAAAAUUCUGCUUUAUAGAGAAGUCUUAUACGAUUCAGAAAUUGAGCGAAUGAAAGCUUGGGCUGCCACAAAUUUGAAAGUAGCAACGGUGGUAGGAAGAGAUGGAAAAGGAGGCCACAAAGCAUUCAAUUAUCGUGUCAGCGAGACUGCAUUUAUGGAUAAUCAAUCCCCAGAGUUUUCCAGCUUAUCUAGACGUAUUGAAGAUAUGUCCGAGCUGUCCAUUAGCACUGGUGAAAUGUGGCAAUUUCUCGGUUACACGCCGGGUGGUCAUUAUACAAUGCAUUCUGAUUAUUUACCCAAUAAUGCUCCAGACGUCAAAACCUAUGGAAACCGCGUGGCAUCGAUGUUAUUCUACUUCAACGAAGUGAUCUUCGGAGGUGAAACAGUCUUUACUAAUAUUCGCGUAUCGGUUAAACCAGUCAAAGGAUCUGCCAUAAUUUGGUACAAUAUUCACCCUGAUGGGUCCCAAAACAACAAAUUAGAUCAUUCCGCUUGUCCUGUGGUUAUAGGAGAGAAAUGGGGAUUUACACAAUGGUUCCGAUCAAAUGAUCAAAUAAGCCUCAGACGGAUCUUUGAGAAAAAUUCACCAAAAACAGCAGCGCUAUAUCAGAAAAGAAAAUGAACAUGGCGUAAAAAUCAUAACAAUCCUUAUACUCUCACAGAAGAUGGAAAUAUCAUAUUUUUUCUGUACUAUAGCCUAAUCAUAAGUUCCU